AUGCGUCGCCGUCCCGGUCAUCCAAGCGCCAAUGCAGCCGACUCCGAUGCCAUGCAGCGCGCGCGCUACGCCAAUGACGGGGGAGAUCCAGGCGUCGCUCUAGUGAAAGCCAUAGCUGGCAAAGCUCUGCAGUCUCCCAAGGUCCGCGUGGGGCUGGUGCUGUGGGCUGUGGGCCUCUUCUUCAUGCUCCUGGCGCCGGGUCUGAGCCAGGUGACGCCGGAGAUGAAGACCACGUACGAGCACAUGGUCGUGGAGGCCGCCAACAUGCCAGAGUACCACGAGGCCUACGCCAAGUACACUGAGGCUCAGGCGUACGCUGACGAGGCCAAAGUCUGGUUCUGGCGCUUCCGAGAGCCGUACAAGACGCUGGUGGACCAGCGCCAGCCAGCGGCCGACAAGUGGGCGGCCGAGGUGGCGAGAACGGAGCGCGAGCGGGAAGACAAGAUGAAGAAAGCUCGAGCUUAUGUGGGCCUCUGGUCGGACUUUGGUCUGGCGGACGUGCGCGCUCGAUUCUGGAGCGCCUUUGAGAGGGGCAAGCUCUUCGCGCAGCAGCAGACGUUCUACCACAUGAUCAUGCGCGUGCUGUCGGCGCGCGACGAGGACAUCCUGAGUACGGUGCUCAACUGGGUGUUCGUGGCUGUCAUGAAUUUCACGACGGGGCUGCUGGGAGCGCUCUUCUACUUCUUCUUCUCGCUCGUGAACAUGGUGUUCUCGUACCAGCCGGACCCGCUCAGUGCCACGGCGUUCGUGGUGCUGGGCUUCAUCGGCGCCGCAAGCGUUGUGGCCUCGUAUUUAUUCGCGAUCUACGGCAUGGUGGCGAGUGGAGUCUACGUAGUGGGCAAGGUUGUGGUGCGUGACGCACUGGAGCAGGAGCGACGCCAGCAGCAACUGCGUGGUGAACGACAGGAAUGGUAG
Phytophthora sojae is the source of this 915-nucleotide messenger RNA. RefSeq lists its product as hypothetical. Bases 1 to 915 code for a protein of 304 amino acids. NCBI's taxonomy places the organism in Eukaryota, Oomycota, Peronosporomycetes, Peronosporales, Peronosporaceae. The record is from RefSeq and is a predicted model, not a curated record. The transcript is spliced from 2 exons.